Messenger RNA from Diospyros lotus (date-plum), 730 nucleotides. Its product is annotated as 54S ribosomal protein L19, mitochondrial. Gene Ontology annotation, molecular function: large ribosomal subunit rRNA binding; structural constituent of ribosome. Gene Ontology annotation, biological process: translation. The transcript has a single exon. The record is from RefSeq and is a predicted model, not a curated record. NCBI's taxonomy places the organism in Eukaryota, Viridiplantae, Streptophyta, Magnoliopsida, Ericales, Ebenaceae. Gene Ontology annotation, cellular component: ribosome; large ribosomal subunit. Bases 59 to 526 code for a protein of 155 amino acids.
UAAGGCCACGUCCAAAGCUUACAGUCUACUACACACUCUCUUUGCCUUCAGAGUAGCUAUGUCGUCGCUGAAAGAGAUCCUGACCCGGCGGCCGGUGGCGGCGACGAUCCGGCUGACGGUGCCGGCGGGAGGGGCACGGCCAGCUCCGCCCGUCGGGCCGGCGUUGGGUCAGUACAGGCUGAAUCUGAUGGCCUUCUGCAAGGACUUCAACGCUCGAACGCAGAAGUACAAGCCAGACACGCCUCUGUCGGUGACCAUAACAGCCUUCAAGGACAAUACCUUCGAGUUCACCGUGAAGUCUCCGUCGGUCAGUUGGUAUCUCAAGAAGGCCGCCGGAGUCGAGUCCGGCAGCAGCCGCCCCAGCCACGUUGUCGCCUCCUCUGUAACCCUAAAGCACAUCUACGAGAUCGCUAAGGUAAAGCAGUCUGAUCCUUACUGCCAGUACAUGUCUCUCGAAGCAAUCUGCAAAUCCAUUAUUGGUACUGCCAAUACCAUGGGGAUUAAAGUUGUCAAGGAAUUGGAGUGAAUCAAAUAAUUGAUUCAUUGGUUAAUUUAUCCAUAGAGUUUUUAGGUUUCAGUCAAAUGUUCACUUUUUAUAUGCCGUUGAAAUGGUUUUGUAGCUCCAAAGGAGAACGGGAGCCGUUAGUUUGUUCUACUGUCUUGGAUGUUCUGGACAGGGUUGUGCCCAUGGAAUUAUUCUUAAUUUACGUCAAAGUUGAGAUUUUUUUUU